UUCCGGCCAAGAUGGCGGCGGCGCCGGGCCGUUGAGCGGGCCCCCGCGGGCGGGAGGCAUCAGACGGAGGUGGGCGGGCGUCGAGCUCCUCAGCGCCGCGGCCGUUUGAGGCGGGGGAUGCCGACGGGACGGGACUCGCCGCCGCGGCUCUGAGCGCCUCGUCCCUCCGGCCGCGGCCAGUCUCCCGGCGGGGUCCCCCCCCUCCCCGCCCGCGGGGCCGCCGCCGGCGAUGACCGGCGAGAAGCUGCGCUCGCUGCGCAGGGACCACAAACCCAGCAAGGAGGACGGGGACCUGCUGGGGCACGGCGAGGAGGAGGCGGCCGCCGCGCCCGGAGCCGUCUUCACCGGGGGGCGCGGGAGCGGCGGCAAAGGCGGCCGGGCCGGGGGGCACCGCAUCUUCAGCAACCACCACCACCACCAGCAGCGGCUGCCGCUGAAGGGCGGCCCGGCGGGCGGCGGGACGGGCCCGGCCGCGGAGCCCGAGCGGAGCCCCGCGCACUUCCCCGUGCACGAGUGCGUCUUCAAGGGGGACGUGAGGCGGCUGUCGGCGCUCAUCCGCACGCAGGGCAUCGGCCAGAAGGACAGCCACGGAAACACUCCUUUGCAUCUUGCUGUGAUGUUGGGACAUAAAGAAUGUGCCCACUUGCUUUUAGCCCACAAUGCUCCAGUAAAGGUGAAAAAUGCUCAGGGAUGGAGCCCUCUUGCAGAAGCCAUCAGCUAUGGAGACAGGCAAAUGAUUACAGCACUCCUAAGGAAGCUUAAACAGCAGUCCAGGGAAAGUGUUGAAGAAAAGCGACCUCGAUUAUUAAAAGCCCUGAAAGAGCUAGGUGACUUCUAUCUAGAGCUUCACUGGGAUUUUCAAAGUUGGGUGCCUUUACUUUCCCGAAUUCUGCCUUCUGAUGCGUGUAAAAUACACAAACAAGGUAUAAAUAUCAGGCUGGACACAACUCUGAUAGAUUUUACUGACAUGAAGUGCCAACGAGGGGAUUUAAGCUUCAUUUUUAAUGGUGAUGCAGCACCCUCUGAAUCUUUUGUAGUUUUAGACAAUGAACAAAAAGUUUACCAGCGAAUACAUCAUGAGGAAUCUGAGAUGGAAACAGAGGAAGAGGUUGACAUUUUGAUGAGCAGUGAUAUUUACUCAGCAACGUUAUCAACCAAAUCAAUCACCUUCACACGUGCCCAAACGGGAUGGCUUUUUCGAGAAGACAAAACAGAAAGAGUAGGAAACUUUUUGGCUGAUUUCUACCUGGUUAAUGGACUUGUAUUAGAAUCAAGAAAAAGAAGAGAACAUCUCAGUGAAGAGGAUAUUCUUCGAAAUAAAGCUAUCAUGGAGAGCCUGAGUAAAGGUGGCAACUUGAUGGAACAAAACUUUGAGCCUGUCAGACGACAAUCCCUUACUCCACCAUCACCCAAUACCAUUACAUGGGAAGAGUACAUAUCUGCUGAAAAUGGAAAAGCUCCUCAUCUGGGUAGAGAACUGGUCUGCAAAGAAAGCAAGAAAACCUUUAAAGCAACAAUAGCGAUGAGCCAGGAAUUUCCCUUAGGAAUCGAAUCAUUAUUGAAUGUUUUAGAAGUAAUUGCACCCUUCAAGCACUUUAACAAACUUAGAGAAUUUGUUCAAAUGAAGCUUCCACCAGGCUUUCCUGUAAAAUUAGAUAUUCCUGUGUUUCCCACCAUCACAGCCACUGUGACUUUUCAGGAGUUCCGUUACGAUGAAUUUGAUGAAUCCAUCUUCACUAUUCCUGAUGACUACAAGGAGGACCCCAGCCGUUUUCCUGAUCUCUAAUUAAACUGGAAGGUUAAUGGUGAUUAACAAAAUAACAAUACCAGCGUACCACAGUGAAAGCAAAUGGAUGCAAAUAGCCCACAGAUAUAGAUAAAGAAGUGGGUGAUAAGGGAAAGGGAUGAACUUAAUAAUCCAGAAGAAAAGGGAACGUGCAUCAAAUGACUGAUCUACUGACACUGUAAUGGGCAUCUAACCUAGUUCCUGAUGGACAGCAAGUCUCCUGAUGUGUCCUUCACACUUUUAUACAUGCAGUGCUGCAGGCGUGGUAGUCUGACACCUCAGUGGCCCUGAGGAUACUUAACAGCUGUGAGGACUAUCAUUCGUUUUUAAAUUUUUUUACAUUUCUUGUUGAUACAGAAAGCACUCUUGGACCAUUAGCAUAAAGGUUGAAAUGUCUUAGCUGCAUAUUAGUCCUUUCCAACAUCCCACCCUAAUUAAAGAUGACCAUAUUAUAUUCUUUCAAGCUUUGUUUUCAAGAAGUGUAAACUAUGUAUCAUUCUGUAUAGUUCAGUACUUUGAAUGUUAGUUGAGCGUAAAUUAGGAGGAAUGCGUUUUCUGUAGCUGAAUGAACCAAAUGGUAACCAUUAAACGAUUGCAUUUUCAUACUGCAAUAUACUUCAGAAAUAGCAUUUGCUCUGCAGGGAACGAGGUACCUCCUGUAGCCCCUCAGUGCAGCCCAUUCUGGUGCUAUCCGUGUCUCUCCGAAGCAUUAAUUUUGUCAUGUUGGUUAAUUUUCCUUCCGUUGGCUCUGCACAGAAGUUCCCUUUAACUGGCUUGGCAGUCCUCCCCGUGUCCAUGAUGCUGUGUUGAUUAGCAUGCUUGGAAGUUCACGAGCUAGAAAGUAUCACCUUGUUUUUUCUCCUUCUUUCCCACUCACCGAGGAGACUUGCUCCAUAACGGGCGAACAUCUGCAGCCACUGGAAAGCACGGAUGUGUAUGAAGAGCUCUUAGAGCAAUAGCUCAAGCAUCAAGUCUUUGUGUGAGAAAAGGCUUUCCUGGGAGUUAGUUGAAUUGUGGUGCACAUUGAGUAGGGCUCAAUGGAGGAUUUUGUUGGCAAAUGCUUAAAAUGUUUCUAAAUUAAUUUCUUCCUCUUAGUGGCUUUAAUAGAUGGGAGUUCCAGUGCUCUGCCUUCUUGAGCUUAUUCUCAUUCCAAGUGGUUCCAGUCUCCUAAUUUGACAGUAAUCCAGCUUUUGGUUUGUUAGAAAGAAUCUGUGCAAAAGGCUAAUGGUGCUAUUUGUUUGUAUUAAGAGAUUUAGAUUAAAGUGCUGUGGUGUAAUUGUACAAAAAUGUAAAUAUUUUGAAAAUUAUAUUCUUUGUGCACUGUAGUUAAAACUUUUUCUGGAAGUCAAUAGAGGUAAGUAUGAAAAUUUAUUACAUAAAGUCCCAUGGCUGCUUAGUAAAGGUACCAACCUGACUCACCGUGCAGGUGAUAAAUGAGUUCUCUCAUCACAAGGCAAUAAGAGCUGACUUGUCAGGGCUGUGGAGGUGCGUCUGGAGGAGACGUUCAGAGCUGCUGGCAUCUGUCUGUCCAAACACAACGGCUGCUCCAGAGAGGUGCAGAGUCUGCCCUGUAAUGGAGUCUGGGUGAAGCACUGUCAGCAGCACAUGGGACAUCUGGAAAUAGGGAAUGGAGGCUGAUCCUCAUCCAGCAUCCUGUAAGCCUUCAGGUCUGACAGGUGGGUGGUGCUUACGGACUGACGGAGGCACUGCAGUGGUUCAGUAUCCAAGGGAAAAGAGGGAAAAAGGGAAAUGGAUGAUUGUCGUUAUUCAGUACUGUAUUUGUAGUAGAUGUUGAACAUUCAGUAGGAAUGAUAAGACUUGUUCUGCCAAGUCAUGAUGAAUUCCUUGCAGUGUUUUACAUCUGUGCUACAAACCAACAGCACCUCAGCUGAGAUCCACCCUGCUGAGCCGGGCUGAACGUAUGGAGGGGCCGAUUCCACAGCCUGUGUGGGAGGGAGGGAUGUGUGUCAGCGGGGCCACACUAUGCUGUGCCCUCCAGGUACCCAAUGCCAAGCAGGUUGUGGGGGAGGUGCUGCUGGUCAGGUUUGGGGCAGGUGUGGAGCUGGGGUGGCUGUGGGCGCUGCACAGCAGCGUCAGUUGCUAAGAAAUUUCAGCAGAUGCAGAAAAAUGUUACUACAUAAAAAGUGAAUGUCAAAAUCUUCUUUUAUUUUUUUUUUUCUGCAGUAUCACAGGGCAGGAACUGUGUAUUCUGUGUUAGUUUGUGUCUCCAGUUAUUCCAGAGUACUGCAGAGCUUGCUGGCAUAGGAAGGGGCCCUCAUACCCAGGGUUGGUGUUUGAGGUGAUGUAGCAGCUGCAGCGGAUUCAAGAUGUGAACAAAGAAACAAACACUUUCAGAGUAGCCUUGUGUGGGAAGGCAGGUCCUGGACAUCUCUGUGCAUAGAGGAGGCAGUGCUGACUUCUCGUGGUGAGCUUUGGGCAGUGUCAGUGCUUUCCUGAGCCCUGGCUGCAGAUCUGCUAGUUCUGGUUUCUUAACUUGUGUGAUUAUACAAUAUCUUAAGGUUUGCAGAAGCUGUUUGUAGUGGUGGCUGUGUUAGGGUUUGCCCUGAUGUGGGUUGGACACCGAUUUUGUUGAGGGAAGUCCCUCUGUGUCACUGCAGUGAAUGCACCUGGCUGCUUUUGUUAGCCUGAAGCUGAAGGAGCUGACUCCGUCCGCUUCUCUUUUCCACCUCAGUGACUGCCUUUAGGUUCCUGCGUCAUCCUCGUUAAGUAAGAACUGCUGAACUGUUUCUCGGUGCGUUUCCUUCCAACGUUUGGUGAUGUUUUCUACCCAAGACAUUCCUCUCCGUGAGUUGCAGGGCACAGCUGAGGCUUAUGGAUGCUGCUCCAUCCCAGCACUGAGGCACAGCCCCGUGCUGCGCGUGCAGCAGUGCUGGGGCACUUCUCCACCAGGGGCUGCACCCACACUGAUGCCAACGUUUUAUCUAAGCUGGUGUUUUGCUCGGGAGGGCUCUGGGUGCUGACACAGUGAGCAGCACUGCAGAGCUCUGCACAGCUGGGCCGGCGCUGCUGGGGGUGAAACGGUUCUGGUCUGCACAGAGCCUCAGUCCACAGCUGUGCUGUGGGCGACUGCUUCUCAUCUCCUGUUUGGAAUUCUGGAAAAUUACCUUUUAUAGCAGGAUUGAUUUAGCAGAGCUUCAUUUGUUUCCCUUCACCUUAAGGCCCUGUUGGGCAUUAAGGAAGGUGUGGUCCCCUUUAGGAUGAAUACAUAUCCCAGGCGGUCUGCUGCUCUCACAGCACAGAGCCCGGCACCCCCAGCACUGCUGCACCGAGGUCCUCAGCAGGGCAGUGCUGAGCCCGUGCUGCUGAGUGCUGAGCAGAGGGGAAGGCUCUGCACACCCUGCUGUGGGCUCCACCUCGCCCUGCUUCUCUCUGAUCUCAACGCUGCUUUUUUAUGAUGGCUGUGAGAUGUUUUUAUGAAAAUCUUCAAAGACAGCCACUGAUUUUGGUAAACUGAAACAAGAAAUUGUUGCAAACGAAUUCUAGGGGUUGUUUCUUAACCAAACCGUUCUGCUGGUCUUCCAAAACAUUGCUUUACUUUGUGGCAAAGGGAAUGUGGCGUUUUCUUUUUCCUUUGGAGGAGCUGCUGUUCAGAUCACUGUACUCACUUUACUGCAGUUCUUGGUUUAUGUAUUGAAAUGAUUUGUUACAAAACCCUCUGGAUGUAUUUGUGCUGGAAACCCACGUGGUUGAUAUUCAGAGCAACUGUCCAUUUUUUUUUACACGUGUUUGUUCUUGGUUUGUAAUUCAUGCGAGGAUAACUGCGUUAUUUAAUCUGUAUUAACAAAUUUCCUGUAAUGCUGCAGUUUCACAUUUAUUUUCCUUACAAUUUGUAAUUACCAUGGAAACAAUGUCACUCUUUUUGCUUUUUACUAGCUGUCUGGUCCAUGUUUUUAACUUACCUUCACUAAUAGUACUUUUUUGUUGUAUCAUUUGUUAGAAUAAAGACCAAAACAUGCUGUUUGA
Messenger RNA from Phasianus colchicus (ring-necked pheasant), 5770 nucleotides. RefSeq names its product ankyrin repeat domain 13C (gene ANKRD13C). NCBI's taxonomy places the organism in Eukaryota, Metazoa, Chordata, Aves, Galliformes, Phasianidae. Gene Ontology annotation, molecular function: signaling receptor binding. The record is from RefSeq and is a predicted model, not a curated record. Gene Ontology annotation, cellular component: cytoplasm. Gene Ontology annotation, biological process: protein retention in ER lumen.